UCUUGUAGUAAUGCUGACAAAGAACCCAGGAAUCUAGCUCUUCUGAUCCCAUUUCCUUCAUGACUAUAACCGAAGAAGAAGAAAUCAAGAAAGCCAGGAAAACAGGGGUUCAGACAUGAACGCAAAAGUGGGGCUGAUGGGGCCAACCUCCGCUAAGAACCAGGAGCAAAUUUCCUUCAACUUUGCUUCAGUUCGGUUACAGCAAGGCCCCUAUUUUUAACCGAUUCUGCAGUCUCAACACGUGUAUAGUCCAUGCUUAUGGCGUUCUCUGACAAAUUUAUAAUGGAUAACUAACACACCUCAGAGAUGGUACUAUGGUAUGAUACUACUAGUUUUGUGCAGUAGGGUGUGGCUGCUGCUGCCGCUUCUGCUCUAGGUUUCCACCGAAAUCUCGGGGCUUAUAUUUCCAGGGAUUGAAGAGAAAUUUACUCCCUUUUCCUUCUCAUUCUUGGCUAUUCUUGCGGUUGGAAAUUCUUUGACAAAAUCAAUUGUGUACGAAUGCCUAAUUUUGGCAAAUAGAUUCCAGCUUACACUCAAUUCUUGGCUUUCAGAGAAGAGGCAAAAUCAUACUGUUGAGUAAUGGACGGAAAAGGGAUAUCAAGAUCCAUUAUGGUUUUUUCUGAAGAGAAAAAUGAGAACUUGUAUCCUAAGUUUUUUGGCGUCUCCUGUGCGUUUUUUGCCCUUAGAAUCUUGUCGGAGCCUAAAUUGUCCUCUGAACAAUGGUCAGACAUUAAAAAUGGGAUGCUUCAAGGAAGUGCUUACCUUCUGGGAUUGUUUGUUUGGAGGGCCCAGAAGGACGAAGCCGGGAAUGAUAAAUCAGAGCUUCGCCAGAAGCUUGAGAAUGCACAGGGAGAGAUUGAAGAGUUGAAAAAUAGAAGACGUGAGGACGCAAAGGCAAAUGAGAAAGUAGUAGGCAUCUUUGCUGCACAGGAACAAGGCUGGUUCAAUGAGAGGAAGAAGCUUAGACAACAAAUUGGGGGUCUUAUGAACGAAUUAAGAAUUUCUGAAACUAAUAAGGAUAAAGCUCUUUCUGAUUUGAAGGGAAAGCUGCAGGACAAUGAACUGCUAUUGAAGUCUAAGGAUAAGAUUCUCAAGGAAGAAGAGCAGAAGAGGCAGGAUCUUGAAGAAAAACUGAAGAAUGCUGAGAGUACUAUAGCAGAAUUCAGAGAAGCUGCAAAGCAGGAAAAUCAACGGCACUCCAAUGAGAUUUCAAAACACAAGACUGCCUGCAUUGAGCUUGUCUCAAACCAGAGACAGCUUGAAGCAGAGAUGGGUCGGGCUCUUAGGCAAAUUGAAUCAUUGAAACAGGACCGUGAUAUAAUUCUGGAGCAAAAGGAGCAGUCACUGUUGAUGACUCAAAAGCUAUCCCUCGAGCUUGUCAAAAUGCGAAGGGAUAUGGAACAGAAAGACCAAAUUCUGUCCGCCAUGCUAAGAAAAUCUAAAUUGGAUACAACAGAGAAACAAAUGCUUUUAGAGGAAGUAACAUUGUCAAAGGCAAAAAGAAAGCAGGCUGAGCUAAAAACAGAGAGGUUAAAGACAGAUUCUGAGCCUAGGCGUGACAGGUAUUCCCUAAGAAGUAUGCUUUCUAAACAUGCAAAUACAAAGGCAGAUGCUGUUUCUGGAAGAAAAGGGGUUCAUUCAAAUGCAAUGAUGGCAUCAAACAUGGAAAGGCCUACAACACACCAAAUGAAUUAUCUUGUUGAGUAUGAGCAACCUGGAUUCAGGGAAGGAAUAGAAGCUUUUUCACCUCUGUCGGAUCGCUACUUAUCUGAGGGAAUUCAAGAUACAACUGACUUUCACCAGUUGGAGGGUUGGGUUCGAUCUCAAGCUGAGAAGUAUAGAACUGCUAUUGAUCAGAGGCAUCAACUUGAGAUAGAUGCUUUUGCAGAACAACUUAGAGUCAAAGAUGAGAAGUUAGAAGCUUUUCGCUGGCGUUUAUUGAGUAUGGAACUUGAGUCAAAGAGGCUGCAAUCCAUUAUUGAGGGGCUUGAUAAUGACUUAUCACAACUCAAACAAGCUAAUAUGAAGUUGGAAGUUGUACUGUUGAACCGAGAAGCAGAAUUACAAUCCCUGAAGGAGAAGUUGGCAUUGCGGAUGGAAAAUCAUCCUAACAGCCAAAGGAUCUCCUCAAAUGCUUAUCCGCAUGAUCUUACAUUAGCCUAUGAUACCAUUUGGUCAAAAGUGAAGAUAGUAAAGAGAAGACCAGGGGAGGAUGUGCAGGAGUCAAAGACAACCGCAGAGAGAAAUUACCAACCGGCAGAAGAAGAGAAGCAAGAGAAAUCUUCUGCUAAUUACCCGAGCAAAGAUAUAGUUUUGACACUCCAACCUCCACAAGUGGAACUUGAAGAAGAGUUAGGUGAUGCAAUUGAUCAAGAUUCCAUUCAAGAGCAAUCUUCUAGUUCACAAGGUGCUGAAAAAGCUGAAGCAUCGCAAUCAGCAGUCAAGUGCUUAACAAACAAGAUUAAUUCUUCAUGGAAAAUGGAUCUUCAUGCUCUUGGAGUCUCAUACAAGAUCAGAAGGCUGAAGCAGCAGUUGCUCAUGCUUGAGAGAUUGACUGGAAAGCGAGAGUGUCAUGAAAGCAGUGAUAGCAGUAACAAUGGACAAAUUAACAAAAAUGUUUUUUGUGCUCUAAUGUCCUUGCUCAACAAACAGGUUGGUCGGUACCAAUCCCUCCAGGGGAAGACUGAUGAUCUAUGCCAGCGAAUGCAUGAAAACAGCUUAUAUGUGAGAGGUGGAGAUCUGAAUACUGCAAAAACAAGGGAGGAAAUUCGAUUGCUCGAGCAACAUCUUGAAGAGACAUUUCACCUCCAGAGAUAUAUGGUUGCUACAGGACAGAAGUUGAUGGAAUUACAAGCCAAGAUUGCUUCUGGAUUUCUUAGUGCAGUUGAAGAGUUCGAGACACCUGCUAGCUUUGACAUGAAGAGGUUUGCUGAUAAUAUCAAAACACUCUUCCGAGAAGUCCAAAGAGGUCUUGAAAUUAGGAUAUCUCGAAUUAUUGGAGAUCUAGAAGGCACUCUUGCUUGUGAUGGUAUCAUACACUUUAAAAAGUAGUGAAGGAGAGUUUUAGGAAAGUUCUUAAAGUUUUUUCUUACUUCUUUCUUUUUUAGUGUCUUUUUCCGAAUUUAGCACUGCUGAGCAAAUCUGUACAGAAAUCACUACGUGAAAU
Messenger RNA from Coffea arabica (coffee), 3166 nucleotides. RefSeq lists its product as uncharacterized. NCBI's taxonomy places the organism in Eukaryota, Viridiplantae, Streptophyta, Magnoliopsida, Gentianales, Rubiaceae. The record is from RefSeq and is a predicted model, not a curated record.